Varanus komodoensis (Komodo dragon) is the source of this 1539-nucleotide messenger RNA. It is a transcript of the gene LAPTM4A, whose product is annotated as lysosomal protein transmembrane 4 alpha. The record is from RefSeq and is a predicted model, not a curated record. The coding region runs from base 174 to 863 and encodes 229 amino acids. Gene Ontology annotation, cellular component: lysosomal membrane. Lineage: Eukaryota; Metazoa; Chordata; Lepidosauria; Squamata; Varanidae. The transcript is spliced from 7 exons.
CCUUAUCCGCUCACUGAUUGGUCAGGACUAACCGGGGACGCGUUGGUGCUUCGCUGCUCGCGCUUCGUGUGAGGCGCGAGUUGGGCUGCCUAAACGUUCGGCUUGAAGAGACAUUAAGAGCAGGAGGGGGAAGAGGAGAAGCCGCCGCUGUCGCCGCCAUUCCUGAAACUGCGAUGACGUUCAAGCGCAGCCGAGACCGUUUCUAUAGCACCCGGUGCUGUGGUUGCUGCCAUGUCCGCACGGGUACUAUCAUCCUGGGGACUUGGUAUAUGGUGGUAAAUCUCCUGAUGGGCAUUUUGCUUACAGUUGAAGUGACUCAUCCAAAUACUGUGCCAACAGUAGAUAUCCAAUAUGAAGUUAUUGGUAACUAUUAUUCCUCCGAGAGAGUGGCUGAAAAUGCAUGUGUUCUCUUCGCCAUCUCGCUCCUCAUGUUCACAAUCAGUGCUAUGAUGGUGUAUGGAGCAAUUGCUCAUCGAGUUGGCUGGCUGAUUCCAUUCUUCUGUUACCAGCUUUUUGACUUCGUCCUCAGCUGUCUGGUGGCCAUAAGUUCUCUCACAUACUUGCCAAGAAUAAAAGACUAUUUGGAUCAGCUACCAGAGUUCCCAUAUAAAGAUGACCUUCUUUCCCUUGAUUCAAGCUGUCUUCUGUUCACUGUUUUGGUGGUGUUUGUCUUGGUCAUCAUUUUAAAGGCCUAUCUUAUUAACUGUGUAUGGAACUGCUAUAAAUACAUUUGCAACAGAAACUUGCCUGAAAUAGCUGUAUAUCCUGCAUUUGAAGCACCUCAGCAGUAUGUCCUGCCAACCUAUGAAAUGGCAGUGAAGAUGCCAGAGAAAGAACCUCCACCUCCUUACAUACCAGCCUGAAGCAGUGCAACAUGUGGUGAAAUACCUAUACCAGCUUCAUUUUUUAUACUGCAAGACUGCUUUAAGUAUUCAAGGCUUUAGGAGCAACACUAUAUGGUUGAGAGGCAUUUGAUAUAACCUUACUAAACAAAAUUCGUACGGGAAUGAUUCUUCCACCCCUUCUUGGUAGCUUAAUUUUAUUCAUCCCCUUAAUCCUCUUACACAGUUACUGCCUUAAGGCACUUGUGUGUCCCUCUAUAACUUUAUUCACAUGUAUUAGCUGUUUCAUUUAACUUGGAUCAGUAAAAAUUAGUCUAGAAGAUAGCUGUUCACAAGAUCAGACAUUGUACACAUUCAGAAGGACAAUCUGGUCAGAUGGCAAGAUAAUAGUGUUUUUAUUUUUAUUUUUUUGUUUUUUAGUGGGGAAAGGAGUGCAAAUGUGGUAUAUAAUUAUAUCUAUGCAUUUACUUAUCACUUUCUCCUUUAUGUUAUCUUUUACUGUGUUAUCCUAUGCCUUGAAACAAUAUUUUCAGGAAGCCUAAAGUUGGCACUGCAGUUUGAAAUUUUUACCAUAUGCUGUGAAUGCAGGAAAAGUGCACACAGAAAUUACAUUUGUGUCAGUUGCAUGCUUCUAAUCUGUAUGUAUUUUCAUCUUUGUUUAUACAUGAUGCUUUAAUAAAUCUUGUUUAAAAAAUAA